This is a messenger RNA of Cladophialophora carrionii CBS 160.54, 1233 nucleotides long. Its product is annotated as agmatinase. The transcript is spliced from 7 exons. Bases 1 to 1233 code for a protein of 410 amino acids. NCBI's taxonomy places the organism in Eukaryota, Fungi, Ascomycota, Eurotiomycetes, Chaetothyriales, Herpotrichiellaceae. Gene Ontology annotation, molecular function: metal ion binding; agmatinase activity. The record is from RefSeq and is a predicted model, not a curated record.
AUGCUUUUGACAGUCGCUCUCGUGGCGGCGUGUGCCAGCUGUGCUCUCGCGCAUGGCUCUCACGACCAGACCCCCGUUUCUGGACCGCACAGGUCGUUGUGGUAUAACACUUUGCCAGGUGACGGCGGGACACAGGCCGACUCUGUCUUCUCGGGCAUCUCGACCUUCGGCCGGCUGCCCUACUUCCCCUGCCUGAGCAGCGACGAUGAGAAAUACGACAUUGCAUUCAUCGGCGCCCCCUUCGACACCGGCACAUCCUACAGACCAGGUGCUCGGUUCGGACCCAGCGGGAUCAGACAAGGUUCUAGACGCCUCAAUCUCUAUGGCGGGUACAACGUGCCCAUGAAGUCCAACCCGUUCAAUUUCUGGGGCAAAGUCAUCGACUGCGGCGACAUCCCCGUCACGUCCUACGACAACCAUUACGCCCUCCAGCAGAUCGAGGACGGGCACAACGCCCUCCUGACGCGCCAGCCGUACACGUCGGCCUCGGAGCCCGGCAUCUCCAAGUCCGGCAAGACGCUUCCUCGAAUCAUCACGCUCGGCGGCGACCACACCAUCACGCUCCCGCUCCUGCGCAGCAUCAACAAAGCGUACGGCCCGAUCAGUGUGAUCCACUUCGACUCGCACCUGGACACGUGGAAGCCGAAAGUGUUCGGCGGCGCGCCCUCGAAGCAAGCGGCCAUCAACCACGGCACGUACUUUUACUGGGCCAGCGAGGAAGGCCUGUUGGCCAACGACUCGUCGAUCCACGCGGGCAUCCGCACCACGCUCAGCGGGCCCAGCGACUACGACAACGACGGCUACUGCGGCUUCACGCGCGUCGAGGCCCGCGAGAUCGACACCAUCGGCAUCCCGGGCAUCAUCAAGCGCAUCCGCGACCGCGUCGGCACCACCAACCCGGUCUACCUGUCCAUCGACAUCGACACCUUGGACCCGGCGUUCGCGCCCGCGACCGGCACGCCCGAGACGGGCGGCUGGUCGACGCGCGAGCUGCGCACCAUCAUCCGUGGGCUCGAGGGCAUCAACUUUGUGGCCGCCGACCUGGUCGAGGUCGCGCCCGCCUACGACACGAAUGCCGAGUUGACCACCAUGGCCGCCGCCGACGUGCUGUACGAGGUCAUGACCAUCAUGGUGAAGAAGGGCCCCUUGACCAAGGAGGUCAGUCACGGCGAGUACGUCGUCGGCGAGGAUGUGGCGCGCAUGUUGGCCGAAGCCGAGAAGAUGGAGUUGUAG